Messenger RNA from Lotus japonicus, 2523 nucleotides. RefSeq names its product diacylglycerol O-acyltransferase 1A-like. The record is from RefSeq and is a predicted model, not a curated record. Gene Ontology annotation, molecular function: diacylglycerol O-acyltransferase activity. Gene Ontology annotation, biological process: triglyceride biosynthetic process. Lineage: Eukaryota; Viridiplantae; Streptophyta; Magnoliopsida; Fabales; Fabaceae. The coding region runs from base 422 to 1969 and encodes 515 amino acids. The transcript is spliced from 15 exons. Gene Ontology annotation, cellular component: endoplasmic reticulum membrane; chloroplast envelope.
UCCCCACUCACUCCCACAACCGUCUUCCUUCAUUUAUUAUUCCAAUCAUCUUCCUUUCUCACCCUCUUUCCCUCUAGCCUUAACUUCUAGCUCUUUCAUGUCACAUACAACUAUUCCGAAUUUAAGUAAGUUUUAGUCGCAUUUAAGACUUUUCAUCCUCUUUUAAACGUAUCGUUAUUAUAGUAUCAUGACCGAACCUGAAAGUUCUAUCUAUCUCAUAAGUGUAUUGUGUCGGGAUCGAAUCUACCUGAGAGCUUUUUCCGCACGAGUCAGCUGCUUUCCCAAGCGUACCACCAAGCCUUAAUAAAAUAAUACAUCCGCAAAUCCCAACUAAUAAAUAUUUUAUUAAUAUUAUUAUUAUUAUUAUAGUUAACUGGUUUGUGGAGAACACGGAGAAAACGUCGAUCGGACUUCAUCUCCGAUGGCGAUUUCCGAAGACUCUGAAUCUCUAUUCGCCGCCGCCGCCGCUUCCUCCGUCAUCCAAAGCGGCUCUUCCGUACGCCGCAGGCCCAGCGCUAUCUCCGCCGUCGCGACAGUCGAAGACGAGAGUUCGAGUGAAGAGCCGGUGCCGGUGAGGGAUUCUGGUUCCGACGUCGACGACUCCGUAAGCAGCGAGCAACACGUCUCCCCCGCCACCGCCAAUCGAGAGAAGAAUCAGGUGCAUGACAUCUCAGCCACCAAAUUCGCCUACCGUCCUUCCGCCCCCGCUCAUCGCAGAGUCAAGGAGAGCCCCCUCAGCUCCGACAACAUUUUCCGUCAGAUGCAGAGUCAUGCGGGUCUCUUCAACCUUUGUAUAGUUGUGCUUGUUGCAGUGAAUAGCAGACUUAUCAUUGAGAAUUUGAUGAAGUAUGGUUGGUUGAUUAGGACUGGCUUUUGGUUUAGUUCAAAAUCAUUGAGGGAUUGGCCACUCUUCAUGUGUUGUCUCAGUCUUGCAAUAUUUCCUUUUGCCGCCUUUGUAGUCGAGAAGUUGGUGCAACAGAAGUGUAUUUCUGAACCAGUGGUUGUUGUUCUUCAUAUAUUCAUUUCAACAGCUGCAGUUGUCUAUCCAGUUUUAGUAAUCCUCAGGACUGAUUCUGCUUUUCCAUCAGGCGUCACAUUAAUGUUAUUUGCUUGCAUUGUAUGGCUAAAACUGGUGUCUUAUGCACAUACGAACUAUGAUAUGAGAGAACUUACCAAAUCAAUUGAAAAGGGAGAAGCACUUCCCAAUACUCUGAAUAUGGACUAUUCUUAUGAUGUGAGCUUCAAGAGCUUGGCAUACUUUAUGAUUGCUCCUACAUUAUGUUACCAGCCAAGAUAUCCUCGCAGUCCUUCUAUCCGGAAAGGUUGGGUGCUUCGUCAACUUGUCAAGCUGAUAAUAUUUACAGGAGUAAUGGGAUUUAUAAUAGAACAAUAUAUUAAUCCUAUAGUUCAAAAUUCACAGCAUCCUUUGAAGGGAAACCUACUAUAUGCCAUUGAAAGAGUUCUGAAGCUGUCUGUUCCAAACUUAUAUGUGUGGCUCUGCAUGUUCUACUGCUUUUUCCACCUUUGGUUAAAUAUUCUCGCAGAGCUUCUUAGAUUUGGUGAUCGCGAGUUCUACAAGGAUUGGUGGAAUGCCAAAACUUUUGAAGAGUAUUGGAGGAUGUGGAAUAUGCCUGUUCACAAAUGGAUGAUCCGACACCUAUAUUUUCCAUGUUUAAGAAAUGGUAUACCCAAGGGUGUUGCUAUUUUAAUUGCCUUCCUGGUUUCUGCAUUGUUCCAUGAGCUGUGCAUUGCUGUUCCUUGCCACAUUUUCAAGUUGUGGGCUUUUGGUGGAAUUAUGUUUCAGGUUCCUUUGAUCUUGAUAACAAAUUAUCUGCAAAAUAAGUUCAGAAACUCAAUGGUUGGAAACAUGAUUUUUUGGUUCAUAUUCAGUAUUCUUGGUCAACCAAUGGCCGUACUGCUAUACUACCACGAUUUGAUGAAUCGGAAAAGCAAACUUGACCAAAGCUAGCAUUAACACUUAACAGUCUUCAGUUUCCAGGGAGUAGAAUAUAUGUGCAUACAUCAGUCAAUAUUGUUUUCUUCCAUUCCAAUAGUGUUACAAUGGCAGUGGUUGCUCUGGGCCAAGGAUAUUCCACGUGAUAUGCCACUCCAAUUCAUCCUCAUCUAAUGUACUUAUUAACUCAAUCCAAUUGUAUCAAUAUGCAAAUUUUGAAAGCAAUGCAUUGGCAUUGAUAAGUGUCAACAACAACAGUGUAACGUGUUUACUGCUAAAUGUUAGUUAGAAGAGGGACAGUUGUAAAUUGUUUAUGUUCAACAUAUUUAUUCCUUUCUAGUUAGGAAGUUCCACUGAUAAAUGAACAUUUUGUUACUGCCUGUUGAACAUCAUGAACGAGGGGAAAUGCUUGGGAAGUUGAAAAAGGGUACGUUGCUUGAAGAUGGGAGGAAAUUUGCAUCGGGACACAUUACGUUUGUUUGUGCUGUUUGUGACAACAAUCUAAUACAAAUAUGUCAUAUGAUAUAUAACAUAAAUCCGAUAGUACUAAUAUACAUUUGUCGUGUCUU